CUCCAGAUCAUCGCCGACAGCUUUCAAGACCGUUUCCAGCCCUUCACCCUCGAGAAGCCAAGAUGUCUGCUUCCUCUCGCCAACGUGCCUCUGAUCGAAUACACCCUCGAGUACCUUGCCAUGAACGGCGUGCAAGAUGUCUUCAUCUACUGCGGCGCCCACCACGAGCAAAUAGAGCGAUAUAUCCACGACUCGAGAUGGUCCACGGCGUCAAGAACCACUCCCUUUGCGGCCCUCGAAUUCAUUCGUGUAGCGGAUGCCCGGUCGAUUGGCGACUUCCUUCGAGAUCUCGAUAAGCGGAACAUCAUCGGCGGCGAUUUCAUUUUGGUGCACGGUGAUGUCGUGUCCAACAUUCCUCUCGACGGCGCGCUUGCAGCGCAUCGUGCACGGAGAGAGGCCAAUCGUGACUCAUGCAUGACCAUGAUCCUUCGGGAGACGGGUGAGGAGGAACACAACAGCAGAUCCGCAGGCUUGACGCCUGUCUUUGUGGUCGAUCCCAAGGCGAAGCGCUGUCUACACUACGAGGAGAUGCACCCCCUACAGAGCGACCACUACGCGAUACUCGACCCCGACUUUCUCAAAAACCCCGAACUACAGAUCAGGACGGACCUCAUCGAUGCCCAAAUCGACAUCUGCACACCGGACGUGCUGGCACUUUGGUCCGAGAGUUUUGACUACGAGCUGCCUCGAGCCAAUUUCCUUCACGGCGUGCUGAAAGACUUUGAACUCAACGGCAAGAUGAUACACACAGAGAUUGUUACAGAAGGAUAUGAGGCGCGAGCAUCAAACCUGCAGAUGUACGACGCCAUCAGUCGGGAUGUCAUCCGGGGAUGGACCUACCCGUUCUGCCCAGAGUCCAACUUCAUGAGGGGCCAAACGUAUCAACUUCAGUCUGGAAACGUGCAUGCUGAGGAUGACGUCUCCAUUGCUGCUGACGCGCAAGUUGAAGAUUGCAUCAUUGGUCGCGACACACGAAUCGACCAGGGCAGCACGAUAUCGAACUCGGUACUAGGUCGGAAUUGCCGGAUCGGGCGCAACGUGCGGAUAACGGACAGCUACAUCUGGCACGACGUGACCAUUGAAGAUGAUGCCGUGAUCGAGCAUGCCGUCAUUGCGGACAUGGGCAAGAUUGGCAGCCGGUCGCAAGUAGGAUCGGAGUCGCUAUUGUCCUUUGGCGUCCAGAUCAGCGACAACAUCACGAUCCAGCCGCAGACAAGGAUUGCUUUACUAUCGCACAACCUUGAGCCUGUGCAGCCGGAUACCAGCUUGGUGGGAUCUUCAGGAAAGGGGGCCUCAUUCCGCAAUCCGGAAGAGGAUGAGGUUGAUGAUGAGGAUCCUGCGAGGCUGCAGACUUCACUCCGCUUGCAUCUGUCCAUGUUCGACAUCGAGACUUCAUCGGUCUCAACGUUGGCUGAUGACGACCUGUUAUCCGACGACGACUCACAAGCCGGCUUCUCACAACCUACAGAGCGCUCCCGGUUAUCAUCGUUUGCAUCGGACGACUCGGGCAAUGCCAACUUCUCCUCAUUCCACGCCGAUGCUGUGCACGGCUUGCUGGAAGCCCUCCGCAACCCCACGAGCGACUUCAGUGCCGAGAAGCUCGAGUUUACCUCGCUGCGCCUGGCCAACAACGCCUCGGACGCCGCCAUGCGCCGCGCCGUGGCCACAGCGUUUGUGCGACACGGCACGGAGCUGAUGAAUGCCGAGACCGGCGCGCUCGACGCUUCGCGUGCGGCCAAGCAGGUCCUGACGGCCAAGAAGGGCGCCUCGGAGUUUGUCUCCGAGGUCGGCGUCGGUGGCGAGGAUGUCUCGGAGCAGGUCGAGUUUGCGCUGGCGGUGCAAAAGGCCUGUGCGAGCACCGUCAAGAUUGUCGAGGCGACGAAGGCGGGCAGCCUGCUCGCGGCGCUGUUCCAGCACAUGUACGACCUCGACAUCCUCGAGGAGGAAGGAAUCGUGGGCUGGUGGGGCGACGAGCGCAGCCAGGCAGGAGACGAGGCGAUGAGUGCCGUGCGAGAGAAGUGCAAGGUCCUGGUAGAGUGGCUCGAGAAUGCGGACGAGGAGAGCAGUGAUGAGGACGAUGAGUAG
Messenger RNA from Microdochium trichocladiopsis, 2085 nucleotides. RefSeq names its product nucleotide-diphospho-sugar transferase. Gene Ontology annotation, molecular function: translation initiation factor binding; translation initiation factor activity; guanyl-nucleotide exchange factor activity. Lineage: Eukaryota; Fungi; Ascomycota; Sordariomycetes; Xylariales; Microdochiaceae. Gene Ontology annotation, cellular component: eukaryotic translation initiation factor 2B complex. The record is from RefSeq and is a predicted model, not a curated record. The transcript is spliced from 2 exons. The annotation marks the transcript as partial.